Stomoxys calcitrans (stable fly) is the source of this 2274-nucleotide messenger RNA. RefSeq names its product dynein axonemal intermediate chain 4-like. The record is from RefSeq and is a predicted model, not a curated record. The transcript is spliced from 4 exons. Gene Ontology annotation, molecular function: dynein light chain binding; dynein heavy chain binding. The annotation marks the transcript as partial. Gene Ontology annotation, biological process: cilium movement. Gene Ontology annotation, cellular component: axonemal dynein complex. Lineage: Eukaryota; Metazoa; Arthropoda; Insecta; Diptera; Muscidae.
GAUGUCUUCGAUCCGGCAAUCCAAAAGGCCCUUAAAGUCAGAGAACAUAUGAAAGUUUUUGACAAAAUUGAAGGGCAGUUGAUGGAUGUUACGCCAAAGCCCAUUGAAACGCAUUUUGAGACGGAACAAUACAAAAAGCUAACAGAGAAAGCUCGAGCAAUACCUGUUAUUCCCAUCCGCAGAGAAAUUCAAAGUUUUAAGAGUGUUGCAAGUUCUUUGAUGAGAACACGAUCAAGUCGUGGUGUGCAAUUUCAUUUGUCAAUGGAAAAUAUUGUUAAUGGGAUUGGCAGUGAGCGUAUGCUUGUAAGCGAUUUGACAAUCUCCCCCAGAUACUCAUCUUACAUAGAUGAGUCUAGCUCGUCUGAAUCCUUGGUGGAAGAAGUAGUCGGCGCUAAAUUUCGUUUACCCUACAUAAGGGUAGUUCUGAGUAAAACAGAUCUCAUUUUGUUGUAUGAACAACAAAGCAAUACCGCCUGUAAGGACACCGAGGACGGCAACUUUACCGAAGAGGAUAAUGCGAGAUAUGACUAUUUGACCAUAGGCAGGGGUAAAGUACGUCGACGUUCUGAUGCUGAGACUCAAACACCUCAAACUUUAUAUAAGUCACGCAAAAUUAAUACAACAAAGAAGGAAAUGAGCAACAAGGCCAGUUAUGUGUCUAUAUUUGAAAUGUAUGACACCUAUCGCCGAGUAGGAGAAGAAGAUCCUUUUGCGGCACUUACUCUGCUGGAAUCAACAGCCAUUAGCAAAUAUAUGAGCAAAGAAGCACAAUGUGCUGCUAUAGUGAAAUUACCUUCCUUUCAAUGGGUUAGCAUGGUGAUUAGGAGGCUAUUGUCUGGUAAUAAUUUCGAAAAGUCCCUCAGAAGAUAUCGCAACAUGGAACCCAUUAAGCCUACAGUGACCAAAAUGGAGUAUAAAUAUUCCUUGAAGAAUUUAUUCACCUUUCUACCCCAUGCUUCGGACAAGGAACGUCGCGCCGUUUCCGACAUGAGUUUCUGCUAUGCCAACAAUGACAUUUUGGCAGUUUCCUAUGGCAUUUAUUCGUAUCAGGCAGCCAAGAUGCCUGAAACGGGACAAGUCUGCAUAUGGUCCAUUAAGAAUCCCUGCGAUCCUGAAGGUUAUUACUUUUACAAUUAUCCCGCAGUGGCGGUGGAGUUCUCUCCCUACAUGCCCAAUCUUUUGGCCAUAGGCCUCCUGGAUGGCUAUGUAGAAGUUCGAGAUAUUUCGGAUUUAAAUAAACCUCCUAUUGCCACAUCGCAGCGUCUCACCUCGCCCAGUGUUGAACCUAUUUUGGCCCUUAAAUGGAUACGACAAGAUUCAAGUUCGAACGAUGCCAAUGAAAUUGAUCCAUUUCUAUCUUUGUCACAAGAUGGCACUGUAACCAGAUUCCAUAUCAUAAGGGGACCCCAUCUAUUGGGGUUUACCCAAAUGGUUUUGGAUAGAAUUGAGGGAAAGUCAGAAGGAUUAGCCGUUUCAGUUAAUAAUGCUUUAUCAGCGGAAGCUAAUGCUCGCCCUCAUUGCAUGAGUCUAACUAAACAUCCUUUGCAUGCGGAUAUCUAUUAUAUUCUAACCGAUGAGGGUUGUAUCCAUAAAUGUGCCACAAGUAAUCAAAUGAACUGUUUGGAGGUUUUGAAGACCCACAAGGCAUCGGUUAAUUGCAUGGAUUUUUCACCGUGGUCUCCAAAAUUGUUUUUGACUUGCGGCAAUGAUUGGUACAUUCGAAUCUGGUUGGAGGGAAUUUUCAAGCCAGUGCUAACUCUGCACAAUAUGUAUGGACCAUAUCAAUGGGCUGGAUGGAGUCGAACACAUUCUACAAUCAUUGUGGCUCUUAACCGCAAGCAAUGUGAAAUUUGGGAUCUGAGACGUAGUAGCUUAAAACCAAUGGCCAUACAUACAUUGCAGUCUUCAUACAAUACAAUGGCUUUAUAUUCACGUGAUGGAAAUUCCCUAGCCAUUGGCAAUGAAAGAGGAAAGGUAUUUGUUUUGGCUUUCGAUGAUAUGCCGUUUCCAACGCACUACCCAUACGACACUUUGGAAGAGGUGAUAGAGAAGGCUGUAAUCAAUUUUCCCGAUUUACACAAUGAAGUCAAGAGUUUGGGUUACUUUGGAUAUCCAAAAAAGGGGUUAAAGAUUCCUCCAUAAAUUUGUUUUUUAGCUAUAAAUAAUUCUUAUUUUAUAUACUCCAAUGUGGCUAUUAUGGUAGAGUCCUUUUUUUGUGUGUGUCUUUAACAUUUAAAGCCCAAAUUGAAUAUGGCAUUUAAUUGAUUAUAUGAA